Corticium candelabrum is the source of this 3516-nucleotide messenger RNA. RefSeq lists its product as uncharacterized. Gene Ontology annotation, biological process: chromosome organization. The coding region runs from base 1207 to 3087 and encodes 626 amino acids. Gene Ontology annotation, molecular function: ATP binding; protein binding. Gene Ontology annotation, cellular component: chromosome. The transcript has 5 exons. The record is from RefSeq and is a predicted model, not a curated record. NCBI's taxonomy places the organism in Eukaryota, Metazoa, Porifera, Homoscleromorpha, Homosclerophorida, Plakinidae.
UACCGUCUUGUUCAACAUUAGAGCUGGGCUAGUGGCAAACAGAAAGCAGAUAAGGGAUCAAUCUUUGAUCCCAGACCUUGUGUAUGCAGAUGACACGUGACUGCUCAGCAACUCCAUGGACGACCUGGAGGAGAUGUUGCUAGACCUAGGUCUGAGCUAUAACCAAAUGGGCCUCUCCAUCAGUGUCCAAAAGACUCAAAUUAUGGGCAUUAACAAGGACUUCCAAGAAGAGUCACAGGACAGAGUGCAGAUGAGCCUGUAGAUGUUGUGGAAGAGUCUAAAUAAUUAGGAAGUUUGUCACAUCAUCUUGUGAAUUAGAUAGAAGAUCAGCACAAGAAUUCGUAAAGCGCCCAACAGCUUCAGAUCCUUUGCAAGACCCUUUGGUAUCAGCAUUCAAUCAAAUAAUGUACUAAACUAAGAAAGUUCAAGGCAGCUAUCCUACCAACUUUUGUCUACGGCAGUGAGACUUAGACCCCUCUGUCUCAGCACAUCAAGAGACUGCAUGAUUUAGCUUGCACUGUUUGCAAAUCAUCUGGGCAUAUCAGUAAGAUAGAAGCAGAGGAAUACCACUGUGGAGGCCAAGGCCAGUAUUGAGACUGUAGAAGCAAUGAUUAGGGGAAAGGGCUAAGGUGGCUAGGGCAUGUAGCCAGGAUGAAGUUUUACCGUAUUCCAAAACAAUUGCUGGAUUGCAAUUUUGAAAGGUUAGCGCCCUAUAGGUGGUCAGAAGCUGAGAUGGGUUGAUGUUGUGAUGAGAGAUUAGGGGAAGUGUGAGCUCAACCAAGAAUGAAUGCACAUUGCCCAACAUCGAAAUAAGUGGAGAUCCUCAAUGACGCUGUAGCUACUGAGGAAGCUGAGGAAAUGGAGAACAUGAAGAAGGCAAGAGGAAGGAGAAAAGAGAGAGGAUGCAAUUAACAGAUCAGUCCGACCUACAGUGCACUCGGCCUGGUUGCAGCUUUGCAGUUCAAGCACAUGUCUUGUCAACCAUCAACGACAGAAACAUGCAGCAGCAACCCAAGAAGUCCUCACUUGCUGGUAUUACCACCAAAACUUUAAGUUGCAAGGUUUAAAAAUCAUGUCAAGUUCUGCCGUCGAAAUCCCAACGGAACCAAGAGAUCACAUUAGGGCAAUGAACACCUACCUCUCAACAAGUAUAGAUGACCUGAUGAUGUCGCCUGCACCACUUACACAAGUGAAAGCAGAACAUUGAUGGUUCAACCUGCUUGUGUUAGCUGUCUGGUGCGACUGACUAACAGAGUGACUUCAAUCACAGUGAGUGAUGUAAACAAAAAAAUGUUGACUCAUCAAGUAAAGUUCCAUGCUGGGGCAAACUUUCCCGAUGUGCUGGUGACUGUAGAAACUGAAGAUGGUCUUGUAGCUGAUAUUGAUUGGCAUGAUAUGAACAUCAUUGCCUGUAGCCCAAAAGGACACAAGUUUCAAUUCCAGCUGAUAGAGACAAGAUAUCAUGUUGCCAAGUAUUCGUGUAUUGGAAGUGACACCCUAACUGAAGUCGGAUUUUACCAAGUAGUUGCUCAGCUUAAUGACCAGAGGCAGGAUCUGAGAGAACUGUAUCCAGCUAGCCACCUGCAAAUUGAAAAUGUAGGCCACAUCGCAGUACUACCAGGAAAUGUAGAUCGAUUAUUGGUUACAUUUCCAAAUGGAUUUGGAAGAGGAAGGAGACGUAUUGUGAUUAGUAGAAGUACGACACAGAAUGUCACUCUUCUUCCUUGUCAAACUUUGACUUCAGCUGUUGAUGCUUACGGCAAUGUUGUUGAUAAUUUCUCUGGGUCUUUGAGGUUUGCUCUUCUCCAAGAUGAUGUUCCGUUUACCUUGACUGCUUGCAUGUCACAUGGGGUCACACUAGAAACAAAUUUCUCAGAAAUGGUGAUAGACUGUGGACAUGCAGUCUUGACAUCUCCUGUAAAGUUAAAGCUGAGUGAGGAGGAAGUUGUGCCUGGACAGUACUUUCUCUUUGUGUACUCUACAGACUGUAACAGAGUUGUUCAUGGAAGUGUUGCUGUCACUGUCACAGGUGCAUUGUGUGUGUAUGUCUCUUGGGUUAUAAUCAGAUCAGCCGUGGAAACUGAGAGCAUUGUACGAGAGCUGCAAGAUUGUGAAGAAAAGAAACAGCAGCUUGAAGAAGAUGUAAGAUGUGCUGAGUCAAUGCUUUUUGAAGUUGAAGGUUAUGUUACAGCAAUACGAAGUAGAUUGCGAGAGCUUGCUUGUGUUGAUAUGGUUGACAGAAUCACAGCAUCAAAUGUUGAACGGUACAUACAAGAUGUAGAGUUGAAGUACAGUGAACUGGAAAAAAAAAAAUUCAGAAAACCUGAAGCUCCAAAGGACUUAUUGUGGUUGCAGCUGCCAGCUAGUUUGCAGGCUGUUGUACAUGGACAACUAGUUGACUUGGCUUUUGUUGAAGAGGAAUCAUACUCUCGACUCAUAUCAUCUCAUCUGGGAGAACGUCUUCUUUCAUCUGUCAUUUUCCCCACUAGUGAACAUGUUGAGAAGUAUGAGCAGGCACCACAUGAAAAUUUUCCCCCUGCUGCUAGUCUUGACAUUUCUAGUCAAGUCAUAAGAGAAUCAAUCAAAGAAGAUUUAAUAGAAAUAGAGGUGGGGUUAUCGUGGGAACUGGCAAUUGAGCGAGUUAGUUCACAUGAUUCUGGUGUCCAAUGUCUGAUGUGCUGUCUUUUGAAAGAUACUCUUAUCACUAAUAGUUUGGCUGACGCCAAGCAAUUGUUAAGCAUUUGUCAAAAUGGCAAUGACUUGAGAGCUGUGCCUGAUAUUCUUAGCAUAGAUGGAUAUCGAGUGACUCCAGCUGGUUUUGUGGAAAGGCUAGUUGAUGGACCUGCAGAGUCAAAAUAUGUGUUUGGUCAGGAACCAAUUAAACUGUCUCACCUAUACAAGGAACUGAAGAAAGCAGUGGAACUGUUGAAGCAAAUGGAUGAUAAACUGAAGGAAUUGGAGGUGAGAAAGAGACAACAUACAGAUAUGAUAGAGAAAACUAAGCCACUGCUAGGCAAGCUGGAAGAAGAAAUAAUCAAAUUAAGAAGUCAGAAACAUGAAGUUGAACAAUCAGCUGAACAUUAUUAGUUCCUAAUUUAGAAUGGGGAGAUUGGUACUAUUUACUAAGUACUAGGAUAGUUUUUAUUAUCUGCUAAGUACAUCUGUACAAGUCAUCAGUUAGCCAGAGGAAGCUGGUUGGGUCAUAUUUGAGUAUUGUGUGCUGGUUUUCUGACAGCUAGGUGUCACAACUUGCUCAAAUAAACCUGUGUUUCUGAUCAUUAAUCAUACCAGUACACUCCUAACUCGUGUACAUCAACAAACACAACCAAACGUUUCCAAUAUCUAUGCUGGUUUUGUCAAAAAAAGCUGUAACGUAUAUCUAGCAAGACAGGGCAUUGCAGAAGGAUUUGAUGAGGCUGUACAUACCAUAUACGGUAAGAUGAAAUGUUGGUAGGGAAUUUAUGUAGCGAAUUGGGGGUUUAAGAGUCCGCUCAAAAUCUCAAUAUUUUUGCCAGU